AAGUAGAGUAAUUACAGCAAAGUGUAUGAAAAUGAAUCUUAUUCCGUUUCAGUUUCACAUUCCUACUUUUCUUGCGCUGCUAUAUUUAGCUAUUGAGGCGGACAUUGACUAUGGAGCGAUGCCUUUGGCACUUUUUGGCAAACAGUAGUUAAAAUAUAGGACACGUGUUGUGCAGCUGAUUUUACUCUGAAUGAUUGUUUGUCGAUUACACAGUGAAAGCAACACGCAUAAUUCUAGUUAUCCCAGUUCUGGUCGUAUCUUAGUUCUGGUCGCUACAGGUGACUGUUAACAGAUGGAUAACAUACCAGGGAAAAUACCGGAACAGAAGAAUGAAGUACAUUGUGUAUCUCAUUUUACCGUUUAUCUACUUCACAGAUGUUCUGUGCAUAAGCUGUGGUCAGAACAUUGACGGCAAACGCAGCACCAUCCUCUGUGAGUACGGCUGUUGUGGAUCGAUCAACAACCGAACAUGCUGUGAAAAUAAAGGAGCUUUACCAGGUUCAACAAUAGCUGGUAUAACCAUUGCUGUCGUUUGUGCAGUUGUAGCCAUUAUUGUCAUAGCGUAUGUUUGUGAAAGAAAAUAUUACGGCAAGAGAGGACGCUCUGGAAAUCCCAUCAACCCCUACACUCACGGAAGAACGCCGGGGGUGAAUGACCUACCACCUCCCAGGAAUAUUGGCAUGUUCCACGUUCCUGCACACAGCACACGGAGAUGAGAGCCUGCAAUGUGGAGACAGUCUUUGAUGCCUAUCGAAGAAUGACAACACGAACUUCGUGUUUAGUGAGACAGAAGAACAUUGUUGUACUGUAAUGUCUAUUAUUUCCCUGGCAAAUGAGGAACCGAGUUCGAAUCCCGCUAUCAUGAAAUAGCAAUUAUAAGUGAGACCUCACUACUGUGAAGUAUGUACGAUAGUUGACCGUGGGUAGUGGCACCAGCAUUGUAUAUGUUAGAAUCGACGCGUUCGUCAAUAUAUAGCGAGGAACCAGAUAUAGUCUGAAACUUCGCGUGAAGAUGUUGAGGUAAUUAUCACGCAGUUAGCAGAUAGUGUGAUUCACCGUGUCUGUCAAAUAUACAUGUUUUAGACUGUCUCGAACAGUAUUCCAGUUACAUUAGGACGUGCGGGAUUGAUGUGAACAAAGCCUGCAGUGGUGCGGAUCUCAUAUGUUAACGUCUGUAAUGCUUGCACGAUGCUGACAAGCCUGGAAACAUAACCAAGGCAAACAGGACUCGAAUUUCUUCUAAGGGGCCUGACAAUGCACAGCAGAAUACGGGGCCUUAGUUGAGUUGCCCAAGUUCAGACUUCCUAUAAAUAUAUUCAGUGAACUUAUCAUAAGAGCGUACGCCAAAUCACCGAUGUCAGCCUGUGCCGUUGUACCUCAGAACUGUCACUGCGAUUAUAUAUAACAUACGUAUGUACUUUACUUUACGAAAUAGCUUUAUAUUACUGCUGAUGUCAGUUCAAUGCACACAAAUUGCCUUGUCAGCGGUUAUACGACAUGCAUGUUUAUAUGUUUCAAAUGAAUAGAGGAAACAUGUAGUCUAAGGUGCCAAGAGUUACCUCCCUUAUAUUACAGGCGUGCAAGAAGCACAUAUUAGAUUCGCGCUGAUUGAUGCUUGGAUGCAGCGUCAUUUUAGGACAGUGUUGAAUGUCUCAAUCCUGCGUCAUCCUUCUAUCUUAGAUCGGUCUUUCCACAUCGCACUGAUGUCAAGACCGAAACACAUUUUUUGAUUAUAUAUUGAAUAAACUUUAUGGAUAACAACUUCUUUAUUUCAUGAGUGCGACGUUUGGAUACAGAUUAUUGUACCGUUGUCAAGCAGGAA
Molecule: messenger RNA, 1822 nt
Organism: Haliotis rubra (blacklip abalone)
Lineage: Eukaryota; Metazoa; Mollusca; Gastropoda; Lepetellida; Haliotidae
Exons: 4
Coding region: 330-716 (128 amino acids)
Source: RefSeq, a predicted model, not a curated record